Molecule: messenger RNA, 1542 nt
Organism: Cryptotermes secundus
Lineage: Eukaryota; Metazoa; Arthropoda; Insecta; Blattodea; Kalotermitidae
Product: bromodomain-containing protein 3-like
Exons: 3
Coding region: 1-1542 (513 amino acids)
Biological process (GO): chromatin remodeling; regulation of DNA-templated transcription
Cellular component (GO): chromatin; nucleus
Source: RefSeq, a predicted model, not a curated record
AUGGCACGUAAGUUGCAAGACUUAUUCGAGAUGAAGUAUGUAAAAAUACUCGAAGAAAAUGUUACUGGAGCUGUGGGCUUAGAGAAGUCCAGCACACCUAGGACGUCAGAGUCAAAUACAAGAUCCGACUGGGACAACGUACGGGUACUAGAUCUUCUCCAGGAACAGCUGCAGGUUAUACAGGAUCAAUUGAUGGAAAGAGAGAAGCAGAAGAAGAAAAAUCCUGGGGAAUAUUUAGGUCUUGUCAAAGAAGUGCAUUCUUCAGUGGUAAGUGACACUAUAAACGCUAGGUUUGCUAAUGCUGCAUUAGAGGCGGAGGAUGUGAAUUAUCCGACGAAUUUGCAUCACAGUGUGAGUGCUAAGCAGUCAGGAGGCGCUCAACUUGCGGCUCCGGCAGGUCGUUGUGCUCCACCCACAGCCACCACCGGUGUAAAACACAGUAAAAGCAAAAGAACUCGAGAAGUUGAACAAACAGCAGGGCAAGAAGCGCAAGCCAAACAGGCGAAACUCAAUUGGCCGUCAGCUGGUGAUAAGGUGGGCGCUGGAUUUGGGAAUGCUGCAUUAGGGGCGGGGGAUGGGAAUCUUCUGACGAACCUGCAUCAAAAUAUGAGUCCUAAGCAGUCAGGAAUUGCUCAAAUUGAGGCUCCAGCGGGUUCUUAUGCACCACCAACUGCUGUUGCCCCAACCAACACCGGCACAGAGAACACUAAAAACAAAAGCACUCGAAAAGCUGAACAAAUAGCACGGAAAGAAGCGCAAGCCAAGCGGCCGAAAGCCAUUUUGCCGUCAGAUUUUCCGAUGAACUUGCUUCAUAAUAUGAGUGCUAAGCAGUCAGGAAUUACUCAACUUGCGGCUCCGGCAGGUCCUUUUGCUGCACCCACAGCCACUGCUGGUGUAAAACACACUAGAAAAAAAAGAACUCGAGAAGUUGAACAAAUAGCAGGGCAAGACGCGCAAGCCAAACGGGCUAAACUUAAUUGGCCGUCAGCUGGUGGUAAGUUUGAUUCAGAGGAGGAUGGCAAUGCCAAUCCAAUGUCAUACGAGAAGAAGAGGCAACUCAGUGUUAAUAUUAGCAAAUUGCCACUUGACAAGCUAAGACGUGUAGUGCACAUCCUUCAGUCUCAAGAAUCUCCUUUGGGGGAUUCUGUUCAGGAUUAUAUUGAGAUUGACAUAGGAACUCUGAAGCCGUCUACUUUACGAGAACUGGAGUCGUUUGUUGCAUCCUGUCUCAGUAAGAAACCACGAAAGUCCUACAAGAACAUUUUAUCAACAUCAGAAGAUGAGCUGAUAGCUGAGGAGAAGCAGGAGUUGGAGAAGAGGACGCAGGGCAUGACAGGACAGCAUGAGUUGGCAAAUAAACUGCUCAAGACAGAGGAGAGCAAGUCUGUGGAUGUUGGUGUCAUCUCCGACCUUUCAGUCUCCAGUUCCAGCAGUUCAGACAGAGACUCUAGUAGUUCCAGCAGUUCGGACAGAGGUUCAAGUAGUUCCAGCAGUUCGGACACAGACUCUAGUAGUUCCAGCAGUUCGGGCACAGACUCCUAG